Messenger RNA from Trichoderma atroviride IMI 206040, 865 nucleotides. The record is from RefSeq and is a predicted model, not a curated record. NCBI's taxonomy places the organism in Eukaryota, Fungi, Ascomycota, Sordariomycetes, Hypocreales, Hypocreaceae.
CUGAAACCGUCUGACCAAGUGGUCUAGACCUGCGCAAUGAUUGAAUGAUAACACCAACAGCCAGACUUACGCUCUUUUUUCCGAUAUGGACGCCGCUCUAUUUUCACCUACCUGAAAGAUGGCUGGCCAUUUCACUAAGCUGCUGUGGUGUCUCUGACACACUGCCAGUGGGGUCGGGUCGCAGGCUGAACCAUAAUCUCCAGGAGUACCUAGGCAUCCAUGCGUGGCGAUCAUAGCUGUCGCCUUGAGUUGGCAGCAAUGUCAGAAUUCGACAAAACCUCAUGCUAGGCUGGCAUAAAUUGCCUCAUGCAUGAUUUAGCCGGGUUGGUGCACACCUCAGAAAUAUUAUUUGUGUAGCUCUGGGUUGCUUGCUGGCCUUGGAUACAUCAGUGUUGCCAUGGCUAAGCCUAUUGCGAGAUUCACCAAAAAUGCAUGUGGUGCAGGGCUGGCUUGGAAGUGGGGGAAACCCCUAAAAUCCAAGGCUGAUGGAAAACUUGGAUUCCGGAGCCAGAAUUUGUGUUCUGAACGGCAAUGGGCUGGAUUUGAAUACUGGCGACCAGGUUAAUCGGGUGGCUUGACCCAGGUUGGCCAAAGCUCUGCCUACUUUGUUUGGCGUUGCCGAUGCUCUCUGCGAGGAACAAGAUUGAGACGGGAUCUGGGGCUCCGGGCCUCACAACGGCAUGCGCGGGCAAGGUUAUGCCGAAACACGGCCCGGGUGUAAAGACAGAUGAACAGGCUAGACAUCUAAGACGGGAGACUGGGUUCGUCUUCUAAUUGCAUGAUUAAGGCUUCCUUGAUUGACUACGUGACUGGCGACUACCACUUGAUAACCCCCCUUGGCCUAUCAGAAUUGAUAUGUAGCUAG